Schizophyllum commune H4-8 is the source of this 1867-nucleotide messenger RNA. Its product is annotated as cytochrome P450. Gene Ontology annotation, molecular function: iron ion binding; heme binding; oxidoreductase activity, acting on paired donors, with incorporation or reduction of molecular oxygen. The transcript is spliced from 10 exons. NCBI's taxonomy places the organism in Eukaryota, Fungi, Basidiomycota, Agaricomycetes, Agaricales, Schizophyllaceae. The record is from RefSeq and is a predicted model, not a curated record. The coding region runs from base 143 to 1726 and encodes 527 amino acids.
UAGGGCUCCUCUCGCAAUCCCAGGACCUGGUCAGGCGCUUGGAGUUCUCUAUCGGUCGCAAGAAACCUCGCAGCGGUCCAUUCUCACUCUUAUUGCUAUCAUGACUUGAUAACGGCCAAGGUGGUGAAUUUCCCGGUCCUCAAUGUUCCCCACCUUACUGUUCGACCUCGUCGCCGGAGGGUGCCUUUACGGCCUCGCAUGCGCUGCCUACAACCUCUACAUCUCCCCCCUUCGGCAUGUGCCGGGCCCUUGGUACGCGGCUAUCUCUGAUCUCUGGCUCUGGACCUGUCUGCUCCGCCUUCGACAAUGCCAGAUUAUCCAUGGUCUCUUCGAGGUCUAUGGUCCCGUCGUGCGAAUUGGACCGCGGCGGGUCGCCUUCAAUGAUGUGGCGGGCGUGAGGAGCGUCUAUUGUGUGCACAGAUUCGACAAGAGCGACUUGUAUAAGAUGGCUCUGGAGUGCGGCCAAGACCAUGCGUUCUGCAUCCAAGAACGGGGCCCGCACGCAGCGCGGCGGAAGACCUUUGCGCAACACUACACCCAGCAUCAUAUCUCCAAUUUUCUACCUCAAAUGCAGGAGCGCGUCGCCGCUUUGGUCUCCGUGAGCCCUCCUCUUCCCCCUCGCCAAGUACUACACGACACGUUACACCUUGCUGACUACAGUGACCAGAUCCUAAAAACUAAAAGCGACCCGGUCGACUGCCUAACCAUGUUCCACUGCCUCAUGACCGAUAUCCUUUUGGUUGCCACAUACGGCGCGCACCAAGAGGCCCUGCAGAAAUGGGCAUCAGGCGUGGAGGACGUCGUCUCGGAGGCCAUGGAGGACUUCCCCAAGCGCGGCAUGCUGCGUAACUCACUGCCUUCUUGGUUAUGGAAACUCCUCACCUACUUUCCUAUUGAACGGUGGCGACGUUUCUGUGCGGCAGAUGAGGUAGUGUAUAAGUUCGUUGCAGAUCUCGUAGACGACGUACGCGCGCAGAAGGAUGGAGGCCAUAAGGGCAAGCCGCUGCCACUGGUCCAGCGCCUUAUACAAAGGAGUGCUUUGUCUGACCGCGCGAUUGUGGCAGAGGCUAUGGGCCAUACGAUCGCCGGGGCCGACACCACAGCGGCGACGUUGUCGUUCCUCUGCUUCAGGCUUACGCGCCGGCCGGACAUUGUGAAGCGGCUCAGAGACGAGCUGGAUGGCAUCGAGGAUGGCGGCACAGCAAGGCUGAGUAUAUCGGCUCUUCAAAAGCUCCCAUACUUGAAUGCGGUGCUGAAGGAAGCCCUUCGACUUUACACCGCCGUCCCUAGCCUUCUCGAACGCGUCGUUCCCCAUCUUACUAAGAAUGGGGAGCCCUUCGAGCUAUCGGGCUACACCAUCCCCGGAGGAACGAUCGUUGCGGCGCAAUCCUGGAGCCUCAGCCGCGACCCUGCCGUCUUCCCCUCGCCAGAAGAGUUCGCGCCAGAGCGCUGGCUCGGCUGCGACCCCAACCUCCUCCACGCCCACUUCUUCCCCUUCGGCUUCGGGUCCCGCAUCUGCGUCGGGCGGCACCUAGCGCUCAUGAUGAUGCAGCUGACCGUCGCGGCGCUGGUCAGCGAACUUGAUAUCGAGGCGGCCCCGGGGUCGGAUGAGAAGAGUAUGGAGGUGCGGGAUAUGUUUGCUAUAUUCCCUGCGGGAUUGGAGUGUCAGCUCGGUUUCCGCCCCCGGCCGCCCUCCGACAUGCACACCAGUGAUGGGGGAAAUUGACGGUGUACUUUCGAGCAGAGCUUGGUCGGGCACGACGAGGCAGUCCAUCGCUUCCGAAUGAUGCGGUUCGAAAGGGUAUUCCACCUUCGUAGCUCCAGCGCGACUACCCUAAAUCCACAUGAGUAUGGACAAGCCACCUAU